UGUGUCAAGUAAUCCAGGGAGAAACAGCCGCUGCUUUCCCCCCCUCCCCCGCACCUUUUCAAACAAAACCACCCGAGUGAGAUAUACUACAAGGCCAUGGAGAGGUCACAGUGCAUGUGCUCGUCUUUUGUCUCCCCUCGUAUCAUCAGCUUUUGGUUAGAUGUCAAUGUCAUAAUUUGUAGCUAGGGCUGUCCAGUUAGCUCAGCUAGCCUGUGUCUGGUUUUAACGCAGGGCCAAGGCCAAGCGAGAAAAGAGAGGCCGUGGGUGUUUGCUCUGCAGUCUGACAGAGAAGGAGAGGAGAAGACAAGAACAUCAGACCUCCUUUUGAAGUCAUCAUCUUCGUCACCCUCAACAGAGCCAUGUCUUCAUCAGGGUGCUGCCACCUACCUGGUUCUCUUUGUGAUUACUCGGGGAACGCUGAAUCUGAUGCCUCUAAGGAUUCAGAGGAGUCUGAUUCCACUGCGCAGGCCCAGUACAUUGCCAAGGUUACCGCUAAAGACGGCCGCCCACUCUCCACCGUUGUUAAAGCGGUGAGCUUGCAGAGUGAUGUAGGGAUGUGUCGGAUUUGCCACGAGGGAGCUGGAGGGGAGACACUGCUCUCACCCUGCGACUGCACUGGCACACUGGGUAAAGUGCACAAGAGCUGCUUGGAGAAGUGGCUGUCCUCCUCCAACACCAGCUACUGUGAACUCUGUCACACAGAGUUCACCAUCGAACGGCGGCCACAACCCCUCACACAGUGGCUGAAGGACCCCGGCCCCCGCAGUGAGAAGCGCACGCUGCUGUGUGACAUGGCCUGCUUCCUUCUCAUCACACCCCUGGCAGCCAUCUCUGGGUGGCUGUGUCUGAGGGGGGCCCAGGACCACCUGCAACUGAAGAGCAGACUGGAGGCUGUUGGCCUCAUAGCGCUCACCAUCGCCCUCUUCACGAUCUACAUCCUCUGGACACUGGUGUCAUUUCGGUAUCACUGUCAGUUGUACUCGGAGUGGAGGAGGACCAAUCAGAAAGUGCGCCUGCUCAUGCCUGACAUGAAAGGAGCACACACCACCCAGCGUUCUGUGCCGACCAAGUCGACCAAGAAAAUGACUGACGAGACCAUUGUAUGAGUGCAACACAGUGGCAAGAGGAAUAUUUAAAA
Messenger RNA from Scomber japonicus (chub mackerel), 1138 nucleotides. RefSeq names its product E3 ubiquitin-protein ligase MARCHF2-like. The transcript has 5 exons. Gene Ontology annotation, biological process: protein ubiquitination. Gene Ontology annotation, molecular function: zinc ion binding; ubiquitin-protein transferase activity. The coding region runs from base 360 to 1106 and encodes 248 amino acids. The record is from RefSeq and is a predicted model, not a curated record. Lineage: Eukaryota; Metazoa; Chordata; Actinopteri; Scombriformes; Scombridae.